AUGGAAUUCGCGCAUUGGCGUCCGAUUGGCAGGGGCGAUCCUUUACAAAAUGACCCCACCUUCGACUAUGUUCCUCCGGUAUUAGAGCGUGUUCGGUAUUGGGCUUCGAGCGACGAACGAAACGAGCCUAAAUCUCAUCUACCUGAAGAGGAUCAAAGCCAAAAAUAUCACUUUCCACACCAGGAAUUAAGAAGCACAUAUCUCGAUGAAGAUGGCCCGAGCAAUCGAGAAGAUGAUGCACUGGAGAGUAGAGCAACAGUCAUUAGACGAAAAGAUACAAUCAAUUCUGGUCCAGGUUUUAUGAGAUUUGUGGACGCACCUCGAUUCAGGCCCAGGCCAAUGCAUAAACGACCUAUGCCAGCUACUAUUUUGAUGCCGCCUCCUGCAAUAAAGAAACAGGUUUCGAAACCAGCUCAGGCGAACGCUCUUUGGGUUGAUGAUCCGAGCAUUUGGCUCAGUCCGCCGCCCGUUGGAGGCACGACCGUUGCUUUUACCAAAAUCACCACGGUCAAAAAUGACGGAGUCGAGGUUAUACCUUCAAAAGAAAUUGUGGUGGACUCAUCAACACCAUUGACAACCUCUGAAACCUAUGUGACAGAUUCGAUUGCGGAGGAAUCGAUGCUCCAACCACAAUCAACUUUGAUACCGAACAACCUAAAUGCAUUGAAAACUUUGUUGCAGAAAGAAGCAGAAGUCACUACUACUUCUAAAGAUGUAGAAAUGCAAACGACAGACAAGACUUUUGAAACUACUUUAAAUACAGAUGUAUCCGACAAAUCGCCUUCUACAUCGCAACAAACUACAGCUUCUUAUGCUACGACAUGGUUUACUAGACCUAGGCCUACAACUACAACUACUGAAGAGCAAAUUUUAGUAGAACAUAGUACAGUGCCAUCUCCUGUGCCCAUGAUAACCCAAAAUUAUAUCAGAACCAGCCCUGCACCUAUCUACACCACCACCAGGCGUCCUACGACAACAACUACUUUCAGGCCACUUAUGAACCUUAUCAUUCAAGGACAUUCUAAGGUAAAAACUUACGGUCUCAUCCAAAACGACAACUCUCUCAUUGCCGAAAACAUCAGGCAUCUUCAUCCAAAACAACCAGGAGUCCAAGAUCAGGAAUUGAUAAAAACAAAACAUCUGCAUGAUAAACACAAGUCUGAAACAAAAACCGAUGGUGUACAGAUUCAACCCAGAGAGGAAGAAGUACAAGAAGAAAACUCCUUUUUCGGAAACAUGUUCGAAAAUAUGGAUUUCGGUUUAGGAUUUUUAUUUAAUGAGGCAAAUAAAGAUGCUAAGAAAUCUGAAAACAAAUAUCGCUUUUUGGAUCAAGAUGAAACAAAGAACGUGGAGGAUGUACAAACAGUACAACACUUGCACUUUGGUAAUGAAGACAAGGAAGAAGUUGAUACUUCAGAAACAUUGGCCAAAAAACGAGAAUCUAUGUUGGUAUCGCUUCAAGGUUUAGUGGAUUCAAAAUCACAAGCCUUAAGUGAUGAUAUCAUAAAUCGACGAGAGAAAAGGAUUGCUCAAACUGAGGUAGAAAAUAAUAAUGCACAAAUAACUUCUAAAUCAUAA
Ctenocephalides felis (cat flea) is the source of this 1578-nucleotide messenger RNA. RefSeq lists its product as uncharacterized. The record is from RefSeq and is a predicted model, not a curated record. The transcript is spliced from 5 exons. Bases 1 to 1578 code for a protein of 525 amino acids. NCBI's taxonomy places the organism in Eukaryota, Metazoa, Arthropoda, Insecta, Siphonaptera, Pulicidae.